CGCCCCUUGCCGAGAAACCACGCCGGGGCUCGCUAUAAAAGCUCCCGCUGCUCGCUCCCAGCUCAGAAUAACGCCAGACAAGACCGUUUGUUUUCCAUCCCUUCCCCACUGGAAUACACGAGCUCCAUUUGCUUCUUUUUGAAAUAUUUUUGCACCACCCUCCUCCAUCCUGCGCUCGCUCGCGUCACGAUCACGCGUGGAUUAUAACUAUGACUCUUGAGGAGAUCCGCGGACAGGAAAGCACGAUGGAACACAACGAGAGGGUGCAAAGUGCAGGCACGGCACUGGAGGAGCUGCUGCUCGCCGCUAAGAAGCAAGAUUACCUGACAAUCGGCGUGUACGAGUCGGCUAAAGUCAUGAAUGUCGACCCGGACAGCGUCGCCUUCUGCGUGCUGGCCAGCGACCAGGAGCACGCGUGCGACAUCGCCCUGCAGAUCCACUUCACGCUCAUCCAGGCGUUCUGCUUCGACAACGACAUCAACGUGGUGCGCGUCACCGACAUCGAGCGCCUCGCCGACCUGGUGGGCGCCGACGAGGGCGGCGAGCCCAAGGACGCCCACUGCAUCCUCGUCACGAGCCCCAGUGCAAAUCCAUGGAAGGACCCCGCUCUGGACAAGCUGAGUCUCUUCUGCGAGCAGAGCCGCAGCAUGUGCGACUGGGUGCCCACCAUCACCUUCCCAGAACGCUGACUCAGUCACUCGCCCCCCAAAAUCUUGUUGAAGAUGCAUCGACGAUGAUGAUAAGAAAGAAAGUCAAGGCUUCACUUUAAGGGUGUUCCGGGCCUUUCUUCCUCCCGUUUGUCUGGAUUAAUAGGCUGUGUGGCUGGAAUGGAAAGCUCACCAUCUCAUUUCCUCCCCCGCCCCAACCUGCCCGAUCCCUGCUUCCACGUGCAGGGAGAAAGCAACCUUCCAGGCAGUGCAUUCUGGGUCAGGACGUUGUGGAUUAUACCCUGAGGGGAGAAAGACUCAGAAGCCAAUAAAGAGGGGGAGGGGCGGGGGUGGCAACGGACACUUGGGGAGGCGUCGCGAGAGCGAUGACAGCCCACACGAUGAUUGGCGAGAAGACGUCGGCGGUGCGUGGGCACGACUGCAUCAGACCGUGCAGAGGUGGAUGCGAGAAAGUGCGGAGGCUGGACCGGAGCUCAUCAGAUGGGAGUGAUGCUGAUCCGGGACGAGAGUGGCUUAACAAAAUAUAAAAAUAAAAGACUGGACAUUUUCUUCAAGUGCAGAUAUCAAUAGAAAAAAAUAAUCUUGAUUUGAGCUGCGCUUUUAAUGACAUUUUAUGAACUUUGAUGAGCGCUUACUUUCUUGGAAACUGUGCAAGCGAAGCGAAGCAAGCAUUCAUUUGAAUUUGCACACAUUUUUUGUUCAUGAGCUGUGAAUAAAUAUUUGAAAUCAA
Phyllopteryx taeniolatus (common seadragon) is the source of this 1398-nucleotide messenger RNA. It is a transcript of the gene gadd45ga, whose product is annotated as growth arrest and DNA-damage-inducible, gamma a. The coding region runs from base 210 to 689 and encodes 159 amino acids. The record is from RefSeq and is a predicted model, not a curated record. The transcript has 4 exons. Gene Ontology annotation, cellular component: cytoplasm; nucleus. NCBI's taxonomy places the organism in Eukaryota, Metazoa, Chordata, Actinopteri, Syngnathiformes, Syngnathidae. Gene Ontology annotation, biological process: regulation of cell cycle.